Messenger RNA from Nannospalax galili (Upper Galilee mountains blind mole rat), 684 nucleotides. RefSeq names its product SWI5 homologous recombination repair protein (gene Swi5). Gene Ontology annotation, cellular component: Swi5-Swi2 complex; Swi5-Sfr1 complex. Gene Ontology annotation, biological process: double-strand break repair via homologous recombination. The record is from RefSeq and is a predicted model, not a curated record. NCBI's taxonomy places the organism in Eukaryota, Metazoa, Chordata, Mammalia, Rodentia, Spalacidae. The annotation marks the transcript as partial. The transcript has 5 exons.
CUCUCUGACGAAGCUGAGGCCCCAGCCCUGGACCCUCCGGCGCAGCAGACACCCCCGGCCCGGGGACCUCGGACCCCGGGGCUCAGGAGGACUGAGCCGGGACAGAACCGAAGGUGCCAUGGGGCCUUCCGAUCUCCCCGGCCAUCUCCCAAGUCUGAACAGGCUGAUGGGGCCAGUGAGGAGCCCUUGAAUGUUUCCAUUCAGAAACUGAAGGAGAGGCGGGACAUGCUGGACAGUGAGAUUGCCCGCUUAAUGUCUGCGGGCUACAAUGUGAGGGAACUGGAGGGCCACAUCACCCUGCUGCACGAAUACAACGACAUCAAGGAUGUAGGGCAGAUGCUGCUGGGCAGGCUGGCUGUGAUCCGAGGUGUCACCUCCAAGGAGCUGUAUCCAGAAUUUGGUCUAGACAUGGAUGACUAAACCAAGUCUUGCAGACUUUUGUCCAGGACCCACAAGGUCAGGCCAAUGGGGACAUGAGAAGCAGAGUCCUGCGACCACACUUACAUGAUUUCCAGAGAGAAUGUUAGAAGCCCAAAGUUUUCUAAGAACCCAAGCUAUGAUGGGGAUGGAUACUAAAGGGGUGGAGGGAGGGGUAUUCCCAGUCCCCAGGGUCCUAAGUGUCCCUGUGGUACUGUGAAUGGGCUAUGUAUCUGCUUUGUUAAUAAACACUUGAGUAAUCUCUUA